Messenger RNA from Brassicogethes aeneus, 951 nucleotides. The record is from the annotation of a GenBank genome assembly. Lineage: Eukaryota; Metazoa; Arthropoda; Insecta; Coleoptera; Nitidulidae.
AUGUCUCGAUACGUUACUCCUUUCUUGGUGCUCAACUUGGGUUCCGAGAUGAUUUUCGUCGUCGCUCAAAGACUGCAAGCUCAAAAUAUCACGCAGGAAAGGGCCGCACUAGUUUUAGAAGAAAUAAUAUCUGCAUUGGUCUCAAAACAGCUUAUCACAGAGUUGAUUAAACCUCAAUCAGCUUACAAUCAUGAGAAUAUUCGUGAUAUUAUCGAGGAUAUCACGCAAUCUUCUGUGAUGAGGCUAGAUUCUGUGUCUAUGAGUAAGUUAUGGGAUUUAAUAAGUAUGGUUUUCAAAUGGCAGGUUACUAUGUCGGAAGAUUUGAUAGCUUUAACUCAAAGGCAUUUAUAUGAGAUUGAAAACUAUGUAACAAAUACAGAGAUACAUUUGCAACUUCAAAAAGUGCAGACUAUUGUAGAUAACUUCAAUAAAAUCCUGGAUAAAAAGGAAAAAAUGGAUCUACUCGAUAGUACCGCUUUUUGGCUUAAAGAUUACAACGUUAGAGUGUCUCUAUUGAUACGUAUGGGGCUACAAGGGAUGGACGGGAAUUUUAUUAUAAACAACUUGGACCCCAUAGCGGAAGAAAUGCUUAGGAAUUUAGGGGAGAAUAUUUACAUGGUCACCAAUAAUGGCAGAAUAUUGGAAAAUAGGCCUCAAACAAGAAAAAACUCCGAAGUCAACGAACUGCAACUUUUUGUGGAUGAGAUGAUGGGAUCCAGAAAACUAAGCACAGGUAGUAAUGAUGGUACUUUUUUGAAACUCACUAUAAACGACGAAAAUAUAACGAAUAACAAUGCUCAAGUGGACUCAAAUUUCGACAAUAUUAACGUCAAAGUUAACGAAAAUAAUUUACACAGCCUUAUUAACGAAUUAAAUGUUUGCGAUGAUGCGGAAGAAAAAAGUUUUCAGGAAGAUCUUUUGGAAAUGAUUGGUCAAAACACUGAAGAUUAG